GUCCCCAGCCCUGAGUGCCACAUCCAGGUGGCCUCCUGAAGGUUUUUUCCACAGGCACUCCAGAGCUUUCCAGCUUGCACUGUUGGUGCUUUAAUGUCAUUUCGGAUCCGGCAAAUUCCCAAUAUUCCCAAGCAGUUCUCCCAGCUUUCAAGAACUGAAAUCAUGGAAUUGUGGAGUCAUUUUGGUUGGAAAAGAUCUCCAGGAUCAUCAAGUCCAACCAGGACUGUCCCAAACCACGUCACCAAGUGUCACAUCCACUCGUUUUUUGGACACUUCCAAGGAUGGAGACUCCACCACUUCCCUGGAAAACCCAUUCCAUGCCUGUCCACUCUCUAUCAGUGAAGGAAUUUUUCCUAAAAUCCAACCUGAACCUCCCCUGGCACAGCUUGAGGCCGUUUCCCCUCAUCCCAUCGCAAGAUUCCUGGGAGAACAGGCCCAACCCAAAACCUCCUUCCAGGGAAUUUGAGGAUUUUUCCUCGUGCAAGAAUGGAGCGGCAACAAACGAAGCCGAGGAUUGAGGUGAGAAGCCAAGGAGAGGAGAUAAAAAGUGGGAUAAAAAUCCGUGGAACUCAUCAGCACAGGACGUGGAGAACGUGGGAAAAACAAAGGAAAUGGUUCAAAACUUGAAGAUUCCCAGAAGUUCCUGCAGGGUGGUGGUGAAUAGAAGCACAUUCCAAGGAGCUCCAGGAAGUCACUGAGCUCUGGAUCCCUGGAUUGUGGAAGGAUGGAGCUGUCUCCAUGUGCUUUUCCUGCUCUCCCACUCCCCUUAUCCCUGGAGGAAACACCCCCCGACCUCUGCCUGCGGCUCCCGCGUCGUUCCCUCAUCCCUCGCUCCCAACAUCUGCUGCCUCUGCAGGAAUAUUUCCCUGGCACCAGCUGCAGCUCCCUGGCAGCAUGAGAAGCAGCAGGGUUGACUCCCAGCUCCUCGAUUUUUCCCAGGAUCUGCAGGAUUUUCCGUGUGUCCUGGAGUGCUCAGCUCCUUUCCCAUCUCUGGUGAGGCUUCAGAGGAUGAAACACCUCCAAAACCGCUGGAUUUUGGAUGCUCCCCUUUCCUUUUGUCUCCUGUGGACCAGGUGAGGGACUCUCCAGGCCCUGUGCUGACUCCAGGGAUUUCCGGGAGCUGCUUCCCGAGGGGAAUGUUGUGUGCCCAGAUCCUUGUCCUGGCAGUGGCCGCGGGGCCCUUCGGAGCUGGGGCUGCUCAUGAAGCCUGCAGGACAUCAGAGGUGGCCGAUGUUCUGUUCCUCGUUGGGCUGUCGGAGGGCGCAGGGACAGAGAGCUCCCGGCUGCUCCGGGAUUUCAUCGGGAGCGUGGCCAGAUCCUUCGAGAACACGGAGAUGGGAAGAGGAGGCGUCCGGCUGGGCCUGGCUCUGUACGGGGAGACACCAAGGAUGAGCAUUGAGCUCACGGAUUACGGGACCAUCAAAGAAAUGCUGGAUGCAAUUCGGGAUCUCUCCUCCAAAGGCAGCAGCCUCCAAACAGGCUCAGCCCUGGCGUUUGCAGCUCAGGCUUUGUCCCACCAGGACAUCCUGAGAGAGGAGGCGGCAAAGGUGCUGGUUGUGCUCACGGAUGGGAAAUCCAGCGAUUCCGUGGAAGAGGGAGCCCAGGUCCUGCAGGAUGGGGGGGUGACAGCGUUUGCUGUGGGGAUUAAGGAUGCUGACAAGAACGAGCUGGGCAGGAUUGCUUCAGAUCCCGCUGCGGAGCACGUGCUUUACGUGGAAGAUUUCCAGCUGCUCCCAAACGUGGCUCCCAAACUCUCUCGGAGGCUCUGCUUCACCGCCUCAGAGCCACCACGUCCUGUCAAGCAGAGGGUGCAAGCUGAGCAGAUCCUGGGCCCCCGGGAGCUGCGUGUCAGCGAGCACAGCCACAGCUCCCUGAGGCUCUCGUGGGUGGCAGCCACGGGCAGGGUGACAGGGUACCAUGUCCAUGUCCACCCCUCGCUGCCCCCGGGACAGCCGGACCCCGAGCACCAGCGACAGAUGGAGGUGGAUGGGGACACAACCACGGUGCUGGUGACAGAUCUGAAGCCCAGCACCAAAUACGUGCUCACGGUGAGGGCCAGCUAUGGAGGGACCCUCGGGGAGCCGGCAGCCGUCAAAGGGAAAACAACUCCAGUGCCUCCGGUCACCAAUUUCCGUGUGAUAGAAGAAGGACUUUUCAGCCUGAAGGUGGCUUGGACACCUCCCCUUGGCAAACUGGAGGGCUACAAGAUCUACAUCCCCAGGGCCAACAAGCCCGGGACGACCUUCGAGCAGAUCCUGCGGGGCGACGUCUCUUCCCACGUGCUGGAAAACCUGCAGGAGGACCGGGAAUACAGCAUCAGCAUCUAUGCCGUGUAUGCUGAGGGCCCGAGCCAGCCCGUGGCUGCUCUGGGAAGGACACUGAAGCUCCUGCCUGUGGAAAACCUCCUGCUGCAGAACGAGACCACGGACACGCUGCAGGCCCGGUGGAGCCCUGUCCGGGGAGCAACGGGAUACAGGCUCACCUGGGCAUCAGCAGAGGGCAGCAUCCAGGACGUGACCCUCGGCAGCUCCUACAGCUUCUACAUGAUCCAGGGGCUGGAACCAGGCACAGAGCACACGGUGACCAUCAACCCCAUCUUUGGGGACAUCGAGGGGCCAGUGGUGAGCGGCAAAGCCACCACGGUGGCAUCCAGCACUGUCCAGAUGCUGAAAGUGAGCGAGAUUUCCAUCAACAGCCUCCUGGUGUCCUGGGAUUCGGUCGCGGGGGCCACCGGCUACAGAGUGGCCUGGGGUCCAACACCAGAAUUCUUUGGCAAGGACCGUCCUCAUCACCUGGCCCUCAACAAGUCGGUGACGUCCCACCAGCUCCGCAGCCUGGCCCCCGACACCGAGUACGUGAUUUCCCUGUCCGUGCUCUUUGGCUCCGGGGAGGGCCCCGGGAUCACCACCUCGGCCAGGACAGAUCCUCUGGGAUCCGUCUCCAACUUCAAGGUGAUGUCCCACACCAGCACCAGCCUGUCCGUAGCCUGGAGUGCAACAGCUGCUGCCACCAAAUUCAAACUCACCUGGAGCCCCGUGGGAGCAGGUAAAGGAAAACAGGUUGCCAGGACUCAGUACCUGGGCAGCCGAGUGUUGGCUCACCGGAUUGACCACCUGAUGCCCAACACCCUGUACAGGGUCAGUGUCCGGGCUGUGUUCAGCAGGACCGAGGGGCCGGAGGUGACCCUGACUCACCACACAGCUCCUCCUGGAGAUUCCCACCCCAUCCCGACCAUCCAGGACCUGAGGGUUACUGACACUGGUGUAAACACUUUGAAGCUGGCUUGGAAAAAGCUUCCUGGGAUAAGUAACUACAAGAUAUCCUGGGUGCCAUCCAACAGUGACUCGGAAUCCUCCCAGCUGGUCCCGGCAGAGGCCGUUGCCUUCACCAUUCCCAAACUGAAGGACAACACCACCUACACCAUCUCCGUGUCUGCAGUGGGAAGGGGACAGGAGGGAAACCCCACGGUCCUCACAGCCAAAACCUUGGAUUUGCCCAAAGUGAUGGGAUUCACCGUGCAGGAGGCUGCGGAUUCCAGCAUUUUGUUGUCCUGGGGGGCUGUUCCUGGAGCAUCCCUGUAUUUACUGACGUGGGGAUUGUCCUCAGCUCCCGCUCUUUCCCAGGAAUUGUUACCAGCAGCUUCCCGAUCGUAUCGAGUGACAGGGCUGAGCUCCAAGGAAACGUAUUUGUUUUCCAUAAAACCAGUGUUUGGAGACGUGGAGGGACCGGAGACAGCGCUCCUUGGACAAACAGCAGGACCUCCCAGAGAGCCGCCAAGCGCUCCAGUGGCUCCUACACCACUGGAUACAAGGAAAUCUCCAUCUGGAUCUCCCAGCAGUGUGGGGACCACUCCUCGCCCAGUGUCCACCAGCACAAAGCUCCCAGAGGCUCCAGUAUGGACCAGUGCGGUGUCGGCCCCGCUGACAACCCUGCCUGGGCCAAUUUGUGGGAAGCUCAAGGCAGACGUUGGGUUCCUGGUGGAUGAAUCCUCGAGUAUCGGCCAGAGCAACUUCAAUAAAGUGAAGGAUCUCCUCUUCCGGAUCGUUUCCUAUUUCCCCAAGAUUGGGCCUGAGGGGAUACAGGUUGCUGUUGCUCAGUACAACGAGGAGCCCAGGGCAGCUUUUCACUUCAACCAACACCGCGACCGCAACGGAGCCCUCGGAGCCAUCAAAGGGCUGAGCUACACCGGAGGCAACACCAAAACAGGCCAUGCCCUAUCCUACGUGCUAAGGGAAUUAUUCCAGCCUUCCAGAGGGAUGAGGCCGGGUUUUCCUCACAUCCUGGUGCUCGUGACCGAUGGACAAUCCCAGGAUGACGUGUUACCCCCAGCCAGAGCAGCCCAUGCUUUGGGGCUCCGUGUCAUUGCUGUGGGUGUGUCGGGAGCUGACCCCACGGAGCUCCACCGGAUCUUGCUGCAGCAGAACCCCCAGGACGUUUUCUAUGUCAGCACCUUCGACGACUUCCCCCAAAUCCUCCAAGAGCUGAUAGAAGCCAUUUGUUCUGACCCUCAGCUUCCAGGGAUCCAAAUCCCACUGGGAAAGGGCUCCAGGGGCUCAGCACCUCACAGGGGUUCUGACCCCCACGGCUUCACCGUGAAGGGAGAGAAAGGGGAGCGGGGUCUCCCUGGGAAGGACGGCAUUCCUGGGCUGCCGGGUAGGCCGGGCCGGCCAGGGCCUCCAGGUCCCCCUGGAAUCAUGGGGCUCCCUGGCAGCCAAGGUGACACUGGAUCUCCAGGCUACCCAGGACCAGCAGGGCCAAAAGGAGACAGAGGAGAGCCGGGCUAUGUCCUGGGAGGAGUGGAGGUGAUUCCUGGCCGGAAUGGGCAGCCUGGCCCCCCUGGGCAGAAGGGGCAGCCGGGGGUUCCUGGGGUUCCGGGUUCUCCAGGUUCUCCAGGGCCACCAGGGAUCUCUAUCAAGGGUGAACCAGGGGAUUCAGGAAUCAGGGGUCCCCGUGGGAGGAGUGGCCUCAAAGGUGACAGAGGAGACGCAGGAGAGCCGGGAAAACCUGGUUUGCCGGGCCCUGUAGGGCCCCAUGGGGUUCCUGGACUUCCUGGACCAAGAGGAGAAAAGGGAAUGGCAGGAAUUGGCAUUCCCGGCACUGCUGGUGUGAAGGGAGAAGAAGGAGAGCAGGGAAUGAUGGGACCUCCAGGAGCACCAGGACCAAAGGGAAUCCCAGGACCUCCAGGGCAGAAGGGAGACCAAGUUUUGGGACCUCCAGGCAAGAAAGGUGUCAGGGGAGAUCCCGGACCAGCUGGACCACAAGGAGACAAAGGAAUCCCAGGAGAAAAAGGGGAGAAGGGAAGUCCAGGAUUUGGAAUUCCUGGCCAGCCUGGGCUAAAGGGAGACAUUGGUGACAGGGGAAAUGUGGGAUUGUCUGGGAAGCCAGGUCAGAAGGGGGAGAGAGGUGAACCGGGAUUCCCUGGAAAACCAGGAGAGGCCGGGCUGAGAGGAAAAGAUGGAGAAGCUGGAGUCCCUGGAGAGCCAGGAGUGAGAGGAAUCAGGGGUCCUCCUGGACUCCCAGGGCGACCUGGAGAGCAGGGAAUGAAAGGAGAUCCAGGAGAACCCGGGAAGGACGGAGAUCCUGGGAAGGACGGCCUGAGAGGUGAAAGGGGCCCCCCAGGCCCAAAGGGAGAACCCGGCCCACCAGGAAAAGGAGUGGAAAUGAAGGACCUGGAGAGGCUUUUUGAAGUGUAUGGGAUCAAGCUGGCGCUGCUGAGGGACCUCUCCAACGCGAUGCUGCGGGAUGGGCUGGAUGGGCUCCUGUGGCACCGGGGUGGCUCUGGGACAAGCGAAACUUCCGGGGAAAACCAGGCAGCCGUGCCUGUCACCGAUCCACUGGUGUCCGACACUUCCCACCGUGUCCCGGCCGGCACCGAGGUGACAGGAGGACAGAGCCUGGAGCUGGAGGUUCCGGAGGUGUCACAGUCUGGAGCAUUCCCUGAGAGCUUGGCUGUGCCCCCACCACAUCCAGAUGAUCCGCAGGGAAACCAUUCCCUGGAGCUCCUCCAGCCCUUGGAGGAGAGGCUGGAGGGACAACCUCAGCAGGACACCAGCCAGGAAAACGGGAAUUCCAGCAAUGGCUCCGCAAUCCCAAGGCACAGAUCCAGGAGAUCUCCCAGGCAUGAGAGACACUCCAUAAAGAUCCCAUUCCAAAGCCAUCCCUGUGAUGCAGGAGGAAGCAGUGACCCUUCCCUGGUGGCUCCAGCACCGGCUCAUCCCCCCGGUGCUCCGGGAGCUCGGAAAUUCCCAUCUGGAUCCACGGCACAUCCAGGCCCUCAUCAUCCGAGGAGAAUUAAGAAGGACAGAAGUGGCCCAGCUGAUCCCUUCUCCCACAGCCCAAAGGGAGAAAUGGGAGCUCCUGGAGCCCGUGGAGACAAAGGAGAAAAGGGACAGCCUGGGGACGUGGGAGAACCUGGAGAGAAGGGCACCAAGGGAGACCGAGGGGAAGAAGGUCAAAAGGGAGAACCAGGAAUUGGGUUCAGAGGUCCCAUCGGCCAGGCUGGGCCACCAGGAUUUAAGGGUGAGCCAGGGGCCCCGGGACCUCCAGGAGCUCAGGGCAUCCAAGGAAUUCGCGGCAACGCCGGCACUCCCGGAUCCCAGGGGGACAGAGGGGCUCCGGGUGUGCCCGGAAUUCCAGGACAGAAGGGGGAACAUGGGAGGAGAGGCCGGAAUGGAUUUCCUGGGCCUGUGGGACCAUCGGGAUCCCCAGGAAAAGAGGGAAUUCCCGGGACACCUGGACCCAAAGGGAACAAGGGAGAAGUUGGCGUUGGAGCCGCUGGCCCGAGAGGUCCCCGUGGAUUCCCUGGCUCUAGGGGUGACGAGGGCAUCGUGGGAAUGCGGGGUCCCCCUGGAAUGAUGGGUCCAAAAGGCUUCCCAGGAGUGAAAGGCCAAAGAGGUGAUCGGGGACUUCCGGGACCAAAGGGAGAACGAGGUGAGUCCGUGACCGUUUUCGGACCCCAGGGCUACAAAGGCACCAAAGGAGAUCCCGGCGAGCAGGGACUGCCAGGUUUCGAUGGAGACAAAGGCGAGAAGGGAGAGGACGGACCCGUAGGAGAAAAGGGAAUCAAAGGAGAAGCUGGUUCCAAGGGAAUGAUGGGACUUUUCGGGAGCAGAGGACCCGUGGGACAGAAGGGGGAGCCAGGAGAACCGAGCUCGCCGGGAUCUGCCGGUGCAGCAGGGCUGGAUGGGAAGAACGGGAUCAAGGGAGCCAAAGGUGACAGAGGACUGCAGGGGCAGAAGGGGAAGCCGGGAGGGAAAGGUGACCCUGGGACCGCUGGUGACGCCGGGCAGAAAGGGACCAAGGGAUUGCGAGGGCUUCCAGGCCGGAUCGGCGCUCCCGGAGCCAAAGGCACCAAGGGAGAAAUUGGCAGUCCUGGAAAACCGGGAAUUCCGGGAUCAAAUGGACGACCCGGAGCAAAGGGUGAACCGGGAGCCUCAGGGAAAGACGGCGCCUCAGGAAUUCCUGGGGAGAAAGGAGAAAAGGGAGCCAAGGGAGUUCCUGGAUUGGGAGGCUUCAAGGGACAAACGGGAUGGCCUGGGAAGCCUGGAGGGGCCGGAGCACCUGGACCUCGAGGGCCACAGGGUGAGCCAGGACCACAGGGGAAGACGUGACCUCUCCGUGAAGAGAUAAUUCCAAGUGCUCAGGACAUCCAGUUGUUAAUUAUCCCGGGAUCAGGAUGCCAAGGCUCGGGAAGGAGCCGCUGGCUCUCAGCUCCCGUUUUUAAUGAAUAUUUUUGCAUUCCAGCCACGCUGGGCACCUUCAGAAACGUAGGGAAAGAAGCUUGGAAAUGAGAUGUUAAUUCCAUCGAUGAGCAGGAUCACCCUGCCCUGGAAGUUUUCUUGAGACAGCUUGGAGAAAUGAAGAACUUUCCGAGGGAAAAAGGGCUGGAAAUGAAAAUUUCCUCCGUGGUUUUGCUGGGAGAGUUUCAGGCUUGGAUUAAAGAAUAUAGAAAUUAGCUGGAAAGUCCAAGAGUAAAAGGAAAGUUGGAAUAAAAGAAGCUGAAAAACCAAAUUUUAUCCACACUAUUUCAUCCUGCCGAUGAUUGCGGUAAUUUGGAUUUUGGAGGAUGGAAUUUGGGAUAAUUACAACCCCAAAUUUUGUGGGAAAAUCUGAAGGAGGCUGGAUCUCAUCAAAUCCACUCUCCUGGAUCUCCGAGGUCUCCUUGUCCUACAGAUCCUUGCAGGAAUUCUGACAUGGAUGGGUCACUAAAAAAAAAAAAUCUCUAUUCCACCUCAUUCCAGUGGAAUUUUCCUGCUUUUUUUUCCCAGCCGAUAUCCUUUGGCAACUUUUACACCACAUCAGCUCCAUCAGGAUCAAAUACCGACGGGAUUUUGGCAAAUAUUCCAUGAGAAAUAAUGCUUAAUUAAACGAAUCAAUUAAUUAAAAUCUGCAGGAUCAAUGUCUGGGAGGGGAGAUGUUGAUCAGAACGUGAGGCUGCUCUUCAGAACGCCAAAAAAAAAGUGUGAUUCCAUGGAAUUCACCAAAAACAUGGGAUUUAAGGCAAGAACAGAUGGAGGCAGAGGAAAAAGGAUCAAUUCAGCUGCUCUGAACAACUCAAAUCCAGCAAUUCCCAGAUUUUUUUUUUGUGGCACCUGAUCUCCUUAAUCCACUCAUUUAUCACAAAAUCGACUUUUAAACAAUUCCCAAAUAUUUCUUUUUUUCCCCCCAAAGAGACUUGGAUUUUCUGCCUGCUAAUCGGCCUCAUGGAAGCUGGAUUUUACCUGGAAAAUCCCUCAGGAAAUCGGCAUUUUCCUUACAGAUAAGAGCUUGAAAUCACGGAAUAAAGAUGCUGGAAGCGUGACAGGAAUCUCCAAAAGGAAUUUUGAAGGGUGGUUAUAGGAAGGAGGUGGAAAAAGGUCCUUCCAGAGCAAUAAAAUAGGGAUUCAAUCCAGCUCCAGCCCAUGGAAACAGGAUUAUUCUUCCCCUUGCUCCCCAGGCUGUGCCUUGCCAUGAAAAAUAAAUCAAAGGAAUCGCAGGAGGGAGGAGGGAGCCGAAAGUACAAGAUUCCCUCAUGGAUAUUUAAAAAGGCUGGAAUUUUUUAUGUUAUUAGCGAGCCUGGAAAAGCCUGGCUGGGAUAAUAAAUGGAUUUUUUUUUGGACACUGAUUAAA
Molecule: messenger RNA, 9108 nt
Organism: Corvus hawaiiensis (hawaiian crow)
Lineage: Eukaryota; Metazoa; Chordata; Aves; Passeriformes; Corvidae
Product: collagen alpha-1(VII) chain-like
Exons: 76
Coding region: 1137-7610 (2157 amino acids)
Molecular function (GO): protein binding; serine-type endopeptidase inhibitor activity
Source: RefSeq, a predicted model, not a curated record